Molecule: messenger RNA, 1468 nt
Organism: Medicago truncatula (barrel medic)
Lineage: Eukaryota; Viridiplantae; Streptophyta; Magnoliopsida; Fabales; Fabaceae
Product: protein LAZY 1
Exons: 4
Coding region: 165-1223 (352 amino acids)
Biological process (GO): gravitropism; regulation of auxin polar transport
Source: RefSeq, a predicted model, not a curated record
UUUUCUCCAUACAGACAUCUAUCUUAGACCCUUGCAUAUACCAACUUCCAACUCAUUGUGCCUUUUCACUUUAUCAAUCAUAACCACCAAAUCCUGAAGACCUUUUUCCAUUCUUAUUUAUAAGUGUGAGAAACCUAGGUUAACAAAUUAAGAAAAGAGUCAAAAUGAAGUUGUUUCAAUGGGUUCAUCGAAAACUGCGGCAGAAUGAUAAUGAUACCUUCAAGGAUGUCAAGCUUGGAAAUCCUUGCGCUUGUCUUACACUUGACAGCCAAUACUCUCAGACAAAGCAAAGCUUCAGUUCCAUUAACCAACUCUGUUUCGUAAAGUCACACCAUCAGGAAAGUCAAACAUCUUGGCGCAGGGAAGAAGAAACAUCUGCAGUCGUCUCGGAGCUCUUUGAAGGCUUUCUGACAAUUGGAACACUUGGUGCAGAGGCAGUUAUCAAUGAGCCAGCAACGCCAACAUUUGCCACGCCUUCAGAAAACAUACCUAUGAAAGAUGCAGACGUGACAGAGAAUGAACUGAAGCUCAUAAGUUACGAGCUUGAGAAAUUUCUUGAGACUGAAGAAGAAAGUUUCAAUGAAUCAUCAGGAAGAAACAGCCGUCUUAGUCUGAGCAACAUCAAAAUUAGCGGAAAGCAAACAGAUGGAUCCGAAGAUGAAGAUUGUGGAAACAAGGAUGUCUGUCCACUGCAAGGAUAUUUAUUGGGCUCGUCGUUCGAAAUACCAGAAAAAGUACAAGUGAGGAAAGAGAGGGCAUCGCUUGCUGAGCUAUUUCAAAGGACAAAGACAGCAAAUGAAGACUGUAUAGAGACAGGAGUAAAAGACACACAAGUCAAGCAAGCACACAAGUCACCGAUGCAUAUUAUGAAAAAGAUGUUGAAAAUGGUCCACAUUUCCUCAAAAAGCUGCAACACCUCCGAGAAUAUCGCUGAUUCUACUACAACCAAUAAAAAACUCAGUAAGGUUCUACGCAAGUUUCACAGAAAAGUCCAUCCUGAAGACACCUUAAAUGCAAAAAGUGUUACUAAAUCCCACAAAGAUAAGAUUAAAAAUCUUCCUCGUGAAUGCUUUGAUGAACACUGUGAGAUCAACUGGAAUCCACCGCAAGAUGACUUAUGUUGCAGUGGUUCGACUGGGAACAAUGAGCACUGGAUCAAAACAGAUGCCGAGUGUAAGUACUAUAUAUCUCUAGAAUCUAAUUAUUCAAGCACAAAAAUUUGAUAAAUAUAUUCCAUCAGCAUCAUUUUAAGUUUUCGUAUAGUCUUCUUUAAACAACAUAAUAUGCAGUAUAAAAGGAGUGAUUGACAGUAUAAUGGAAUGCCAUUUUGAAAUUUUCAUGAUAUGGUGAGUGUUGGACCGAUGUUAUUAAUGGAAUAUAGGUAGUCAUGAUAAGUGAUUGUAUUAUAUAUUGGGCUGCAGUGGUCUAAGCUUGGGGGUUCAUGAUCAAAAAGGUCUAACCAAUUGGA